AUGAACAAGGGCCACCGCCUGCCCGACUUCGACGUGCUGCGCGGCCGCGGCGCCAACGAGAGCCGCGAUUCGGUGGAGGACAUCACGCAGUUCGAGGUCGGCCUGAAGACGGCGACCAAGCUCUACAGCGCCUUCCUGACGGCUUACCAGAACAAGCUCACCAACUCGCAGACCCAGCAGUUCACGAACGCCGGCAACGUCGUUCUUCGCCCCAACAGCAAGGCCACGGGCCUGGAGUUCGAGCUGGCGCUGCGGCCUGGCGCGGGCUUCGAGAUCGCCGGCGACCGGGCAACUUCCAGGAUGCCAAGUACCGCGACUUCCAGCAGUUACACCGGCAACCGCGUCGAGCGCGCGCCGAAGUUCCAGGCGCGGGUGACGCCGAGCUGGCAGACGCAGACCGGCUACGGCCAGCUGCGCACCUUCGCGACCUUCAGCCACGUCGGCGAGCGGUUUGCCGACCAGACCAACACGCUGAAGCUGCCGGCCUACGGCACGAUCGACGCGGGCGCCGUGUUCUCGAUGGACAACGGGCUGGAGCUGCGGCUGACCGGCACGAACCUCACGAACAAGAUCGGGCUGACGGAGGGGAACUUCCGGGUGCCGGGGCAGGGGCGUCGGCGCCGUGAACCUGCUGGUGGUCGAGACCCUCGCCGUCCCGCGCGAGCAGGCCGCGCUGCUGGACGCCUGGAAGGACCUGCCGAUCGCGAUCACGUCCUUCCUCGUCGCCUCGCUCCUGCCCCGCCUGGGCCUGAAACGAUCGAUGCUGCUGGCGCUGGCCGCGGUCGGCGCCGCGUGCCUGGCCAUGCCCGCGCUGCAAGCCUUCUGGGGCAUCAAGCUGCUGUUCGCGACCGUCGGCGCGGGCUUCGCGCUGGUCAAGGUCAGCGCCUAUUCGAUGAUCGGCCUCGUCACGCAUGA
Messenger RNA from Ostertagia ostertagi, 915 nucleotides. The record is from the annotation of a GenBank genome assembly. NCBI's taxonomy places the organism in Eukaryota, Metazoa, Nematoda, Chromadorea, Rhabditida, Trichostrongylidae.